AACAUUAGCAUAACUGUACAUGUGCACGCAUACGUACGUAUGUCACGAGUGAGUGGUUUGCAAUGGGGUGUUAUUUUUGUAAUGAAUGGAAAGUCGAUAUCUCGACGGACUCGCCAACCAUGGGUUCGUUGGGUUGUAGCUACGCUGCUAACGUGUCACUAUUUCAGUAGAUCGUGUAGUGUUGGCGAUGCUGCAUGGCGGCGUGUUCACGGUGAGAAAUUAGAUCACCCUUGAUUGGUCGUGUUGUCUGUCUCUCUGAAGCCGCUGCGACGUAGUGGAGCUAGGGCCAAGCUUUCUUCACGGUCACAGGGUGAGUUGUCAACAUGCGGAGCCGACAAUGCAACAAGUUGGUGUUCGCCCUUUUUGUGUUGGGCGCUUUCGCCUCGGGAAUGCUGUCUGGAAUAUAUUACGAGGCCAUGUCGGCUGACAUGCACGUCGGGGUCCGGGAGGCCGACAGGGCGAACAUCAACGGUGGUAAGCCGAACGGACAACAGAGCCUGGGUCACAGUGUUGGUCCACAGCCGGGCAAAGACAAUCUGAGAGCUGACAAGACACUGGACCACAUUCACCAGAAGACCAAAACAAACACACAAGCCGAGGCAGAAACCAAGCCCAAGGAACCAGUUCAAUCCGGGGCCAGUAAAACCAUUGACUCGGGCAAGCAUGCUCAGAUGAAGGAGCAGCUUAAACGGGGACAGAGUGAUGACAUCUUGCAUGCAGAUUCUGGCAACAUGGAUGGAUUACCAGAUGUGGGUGAACACCAUGCGUUCAUAACUAGGAAAGAGUUUGGACGUCCCAUUCGUCUUCAGCCAAAUGCACCUCCACCUGUCUUAGCCAACCAGAAGUCCGGUCAAGACAGUGUUGAGAUGCGGAAACAGCAGCAGCAAAAACAAUUGCAGCAACAACAACUUCAGCAACAGCAACAACCAAAGCCACAGUUGAACCAACAAGGACCACAACAGCAAAAGUUUGCUCAGCAAAAUGCGCCGCAACAACAGCAGCAACAACAGCGUCAGCGGCAGAACAUGCAGCCAGCCAAUGACAAGCCACAGUCAAACCUGCCGCCAGGCAAUCCGCCUCGUGCAGCUCCACCGGCACGUAUGCCCGCGGCUGCAGCAUCGGGUCUGAAGCCGGACCAGUUGGCAGCAGCCAAAGCCCAGGAGAUCAGCAAGAAUAUAGAGGAGAAACUCGCCAGCGAGCCCAUACCAAAAGUAGACGGCAGAAUCAUGGUAUCAGUGGUGAUCUGCGGGGACAGAACCGACGAGGCACUGAUGAUGGUCAAAUCCGCGGCCCUGCUGACACUGUCGCCCGUACACUUUCACAUAUUUGCCGAAAAGGAAUUACAGGCGAACAUAGUCGCCAGACUCAAGUCUUGGCCGCAGCCCUACAUUUCUAGGAUAAGCUACGAUAUCCACGACAUCGCAUUCCCACCCGGCGAAAAUGCCGAGGAGUGGAAGAAAAUGUUCAAGAAGUGUGCAACCCAGCGUCUAUUCAUCCCUGACCUGUUGUUGGACACGGAUGCCCUCUUGUACGUGGACACAGACAUCUUGUUCACCAAGCCCCUAGAGUACAUCUGGAGCGUCUUCAAGAAGUUCAACAGCACCCAGCUAGCCGCCCUCACCCCAGAGCACGAGGUGACCAGCAUCGGCUGGUACAACCGCUUUGCCAGGCAUCCCUAUUACGGUCCGACCGGUCUGAACUCGGGGGUCAUGCUCAUGAACUUGACCCGGAUGCGAAGGUUCGGAUGGUCCAGCACGAUUCUCCCUAUCUACCGGGAGUACAAACUGAAGACGACUUGGGGAGACCAGGAUUUGCUGAAUAUUCUUUUCCACUUCCAUCCUGAGUUGGUCUAUGUGUAUCAGUGUGAGUGGAACGUUCGGCCGGACCACUGUAUGUACUCCUUGAACUGCCAUCGCGUCGAAAAAGAAGGAAUUGGGGUCAUACAUGGCAACAGAGGCGUCUAUCACAACGAGAAGCAACUCCCCUUCCGCGCCAUCUACGAGGCUUUCCGCGAUUACCAGUUUGGCACUGAUCUGAACUCGGGACUUGUGCAACCCCUGAAGCAGCGCUUUACCCAGUCGGAUGUUGCCAGCAUGUAUUGCACAAAGGGUUUACAGCAUCCCCUAAUUGCUACUCUGCAAAGAUAUGCCAAACAUCGGCAGUAGAGAGUUUCCAAUGGAAAGUACUUACGGUCCCCACUGUAGAAUUUGUGUACAAAUGACCUCAAAUUCAAACCUCUGUGCAAGUUUAUUUAAACUUACCACGUCUAAGAUGUGGGGGAAGGUUUUUGAAGCAAAUUUGUUCUGAUUCUAUUUCCAAACGCUGAUAAAAGUCAUGUUGUAUGUUUUGUAUGCCAGUUUAAAGGUUAAAAAACCUUGUACUUUUUAUUUAUGUGUGAAUGGAAAAACAAGCCCAGUCAGGGUUAUGACAUGUAAAAUCAUGAGGUAAUGUCCAUUUCAGUUAAUUUGUAAAACAAAAGUACACGUAAUGUAAAGUGAAUGUGUUUGUAGAUGUCACAGAGUUUUUGAAAAGAGCAGGGUCUCAGCUGUAACAGUGCAAGUCACUAUUGUUACUUUCUCAGUCAUGAAUUUCCAAAUUUAGGCUAUAAAUCUGGAGUGAUUGAUGAAUCAAAGACUGGGGUUUGCAUUGCUUAUGAAAAGGAAACAGCUCCGAAAAAUAUUGCUUCAAACUUUGCCUGCUGGAGCCCUGAAAUAUUUUGCUUGGUAAAGGAGUGUUUCGUCUCCAGACAGAAAAAAUCAGUGGAAGAAAUUUACAUUGCAAGAGAUAUUUGAAACAAAUGGAUCACUUGCUCUCUGCCGUGUGCAAGUUUUUUGUUUUCAUGUUUUGUUUUGAGACAGUAUUUUGUGGGAGAAUGUUUCUGAAAGGAAAUUACCUGACCCAGUGUCCAUACAAUCAUGAAGUCAGUUUCUGCUUAAUAUUUAUGAGAGAUAACAUGUUCGGGAAUGGCUUCUGUCAAAUAUUCCAAAAUGCAAGCAAAGCUACUUAUUCAAUAAUUAUUCAAUAAUUGUGAUAUUUUAUUCAGUUCGAGUUGUUAUUGUGUUUUUCAAGUUUUGGUUUGCUCACCAAGACUCCAGAAAAUUAGAAGACAGAAAUAGAUCAGGAUGAUAUACAUUUACAUAAAAUAAAGCUAGAAAUGACCUAGCAGGCACGAUGUACUGUAUAAUUUACAAACAGGGAUCAGUAAUGUCGUUUAACUGAAGUCAGUAAUUUGGUACUGUGAUUUCACGACCUCUUUAAUUUUUUCCAAUUAAAGUGUUGCUGUUUUCACUGUAACAUAUUUUAUCAUAAAGAUUAUAGAAUUGAUAUUGUCUUUCAAACGAGUUUCAAAUGGUUGGGUUUUUAAGCUUGAAGACACAUAUUAAAUCCAGUGAUUUAAAGCUUUUUUCUUCUCAUAUUUUGGCCAAUACAGUAUAUUCUAAGUUGAUUUACAUACUGCUGUAUCAUGUAACAUUGGUAAUUUUUCUAUCUUUCAAAAAAGUAUCUCGAGUAUCUUUGGUUUUUACACGCCAAGAAAAACAGUGUCUUUUUGUGGUUUGCUUGCAAUUAUAGACUUGUCAGGUAUUUUUGAGCUUCAUUUCUGAGCUUGUUUUAAAAUUCCAAUCAUUUUUGUGCAGGCGUUCCUAGAACUUGUCCUUUGACCUUUUUGCAUCGAUGUGGUUGUCGCACGCAUCCAUGUUCAGCCAGCCAUGCAUAAUGUGAAUGUUUUGGACAUAUGGAGGGGAUAGAAUAAUUGUCGCAUACGUGCACAGUCUUCUGUAAGUUCCUUAGUGUUAUUAGCAGAAUGGUUGAACAAGAAAUGAGAAGGCGAUAACAUGCUUCUUGGGUCAACAGACGAUGUAUAUUUUUUUUAUCGUAAAGGAUGCAGAUAAGUGUAUUGUAUAUCUGGUUCCAAGUUGUUCGCCAUGUCUUUCAUACUCUUGUAUCUUUCUUUGAUAUGCUCAACAACAGAUAAAAAUAUGUACUUUUACGUGUUUAUACUUUAUUGCACUUUUUAUUAAUAUUGUUUUCUUCACAAGUGACCUUAUUAGAAUAAAAUGUGAUCACUAAA
Molecule: messenger RNA, 4069 nt
Organism: Acanthaster planci (crown-of-thorns starfish)
Lineage: Eukaryota; Metazoa; Echinodermata; Asteroidea; Valvatida; Acanthasteridae
Product: glucoside xylosyltransferase 1-like
Biological process (GO): protein O-linked glycosylation via N-acetylgalactosamine
Molecular function (GO): UDP-xylosyltransferase activity
Source: RefSeq, a predicted model, not a curated record